UAAAGGUAUCAUAUAUUCAAUGAUGGUUUCCAGUCUAGGUUCUACGUGAUAUGUAGGUAUUAUUUCAAUCUAAGAAUAUGGGCAUCUGGAGCAAGCGCACUCGCUGGCAGUUGAUUUCCACGUUGGCCUGUGGUGUGCCUUAUGUCGUUGACUCAUGGAAUAUCCCUGGGAUGGUUCUCACCUACUCUACCCCUCCUAAGGUCCAAAAAUAGCCCGGUUGGUCCAAUUGACGUUACCGAGGUGAUGUGGAUCGGCUCUAUGUUUGGUUUUGGCUCCCUGAUUUGUAAUAUGUUUAUUUGCUUCCCGAUCUCAUUUUUUGGACUUAAGAAGUGCAUGUACUUCGUGCCCAUACCAAAUAUGAUUAACUGGAUUUUAAUCUACUUCGCAAGCAAAUCAGCAUUUCUGCAUGUGGCUCGUGUCCUGUUGGGAAUUUCUGGUGGCACUAUGAUGGUUUGCUUUCCCAUAUUUAUCGCUGAAGUAUCUGAUAAUAACGUCCGAGGAACUUUAGGAUCUUUUUUCAUGCUGACUCUCUGUGGCGGACUUACUUUAGGUUUUGUAAUGGUUUAUUACAUAUCCUACCAUAUGCUACCAUGCGUCGUCAUUCUGCUGCCCAUAACGUUUUUCUGUCUGCUCAUUCCUUUUCCGGAGCCGCCACAAGAUUUGCUGAAACGGGGUCGUAGUGAAAUGGCCGAGAAGUCCUUUUACUUCUAUAAGAAUUUGUCAAAGGAUCCGACCAAACAAGACGAAAACAAGGAGGCGUUCAUAAUUUUUCGGGAUAAAGUCCUAGGCGGCGGCAUUCAAGAAAAGGUUACAAUUUCGGAUUUCUGUAACAAGGACUCGGGAAAGGCCUUUUCCCUCAUCGCUGUGCUGCUGGUGUGCAAUCAGAUGUCGGGAUCCUUUGCCAUCUUCAACUACGCGUCGGCCAUCUUCGCUCAGCUCGGCAGCAGCAUGGAACCGAAUAUGUGUGGCAUUUUCAUGGGUGUUGUGCAGCUCUCUGGCCUAGCCAGCGCAGUUAUCCUGGUGGAUCGAGUGGGUCGCCGAUGGCUGUUGAUCCCAUCGCUGGCCGGGAUGGGUCUGGCCGAGUUCGGCGUGGGGCUUCUAAGGUCCCUAGCCUCGCAGGAAUAUUUGAACCGCCAUUUCUGGGUUGCGCUGACCCUAAUGUGCAUCGUGGCUUACACGUCUUCGGUGGGACUUGUGGCUCUGACGUUUGUCAUUAUCGUCGAACUUCUCCCAUUUAAGAUCCGCGCUCCUGGUGUCUCCCUGAGCAUGUGCGGGCUCAGUUGCGCAGUGUUCAUGGCCCUCAUGAUUUAUCCCGUGACGAUCAGCAUAUCACCAUGUUCAUGUCGGCAGGUUUCGCCCUUGUGGGCUUAAUAGUGCUGGGCAUAUUUUUGCCCGAGACGAGAGGAAAGAGUCUGACUCAUUAAUGGGUUACUGAAAGCCGUGCACAUCGAUUUUACUUUGUGCAGAUACGUGACAAACUACUGCGUUUGGCGAAAUCGGUCCUUAGUGACAGGCUGUUGUGAUAACGUUAAAUUACUUUAACCUAGUAAUAAUAAAUGGAAACAACCGAAUUGCUGCUAGAUAAAAAAUUGAAUGGUGUGUGGAUUUCAAGGCCUCUUGAAAUCAGCUUCCAACUUAAUUGAUGCCAUAAUCAUUAUCCCCCUGUUACGAUUUUCCGUUGAUAAGAAAACAUAUAAAAGUAGGAUAACUGUUUUCCUCUCUUAUCUUCGGCCUCUGGUUAAAAAAUCAUAUUUCCAUAUUCCAUCAUAAUUUUGGAAUCUAACAUUCUUUAAAAAAGUGAAAAUUUAAAAACAAUCAUAAAGUGUAAAUGCGGAUUAGCUUAAUAAAAUACAAUUACUGUUUACAACAAUA
Molecule: messenger RNA, 1872 nt
Organism: Drosophila biarmipes
Lineage: Eukaryota; Metazoa; Arthropoda; Insecta; Diptera; Drosophilidae
Product: facilitated trehalose transporter Tret1
Exons: 7
Coding region: 142-1371 (409 amino acids)
Biological process (GO): transmembrane transport
Cellular component (GO): membrane
Molecular function (GO): transmembrane transporter activity
Source: RefSeq, a predicted model, not a curated record